AUGUCUGCCACCAUCGAAGAGGUCCAGUCCGACCACUCGGAGCACGAGCAUGACCACGACCACGAUCACGACCACGACCACGACGAGGACCCGACCUCGCAGGCCGCCCUCGAGAAGAUCCAGUCGCGCUCUGAGCGCAAGGCGCGCAAGGCGCUGCUCAGCUUGGGCCUCAAGAAGGUGCAGGGCAUCACGCGGGUGACCCUCCGGAGGCCAAAGAACGUUCUGUUCGUGAUCGCCACCCCCGACGUGUACAAGUCGCCCAACAGCGACUGCUACAUCGUGUUCGGCGAGGCGAAGAUCGAGGACAUGAACCAGGCUGCCCAGCUCAACGCAGCGCAGCAACUCGCCAGCGGCGGCGCGGGCGUGCCUAGCAUCGACGCCUCCGGUGUGGCGGACGGCGACGAUGACGACGAUGACAUCCCUGAGCUCGAGGAGGUGCAGGAGGAGGGCCCCGUGGAUGAGACGGGUGUCGAGCCAAAGGACAUUGAGCUCGUCAUGCAGCAGGUCGGCUGCUCACGAGCGAAGGCCGUGCGUGUGCUGAAGGAGAGCGGUGGUGAUCUGAUCAAUGCUAUCAUGGCUGCCAGCGAGUAG
This is a messenger RNA of Rhodofomes roseus, 591 nucleotides long. Its product is annotated as nascent polypeptide-associated complex, alpha subunit. Gene Ontology annotation, cellular component: nascent polypeptide-associated complex; cytoplasm. The transcript is spliced from 4 exons. The record is from RefSeq and is a predicted model, not a curated record. The coding region runs from base 1 to 591 and encodes 196 amino acids. Gene Ontology annotation, biological process: protein targeting to membrane. Lineage: Eukaryota; Fungi; Basidiomycota; Agaricomycetes; Polyporales; Fomitopsidaceae.